Molecule: messenger RNA, 2282 nt
Organism: Labrus bergylta (ballan wrasse)
Lineage: Eukaryota; Metazoa; Chordata; Actinopteri; Labriformes; Labridae
Product: guanine nucleotide-binding protein subunit alpha-14-like
Biological process (GO): adenylate cyclase-modulating G protein-coupled receptor signaling pathway; action potential; phospholipase C-activating dopamine receptor signaling pathway
Cellular component (GO): heterotrimeric G-protein complex
Molecular function (GO): GTPase activity; guanyl nucleotide binding; G protein-coupled receptor binding
Source: RefSeq, a predicted model, not a curated record
AGUUCAACAAGUGUCAUCCAGCUCCAGUCCAACCGCAGCAACCUUAACAAAGAAGGACAGAGCACUUAUUCCUAGAAACAAAAAAAAACAACCAUCCCUGGACUGCAUCCAUAGUCUGUUUUAUCCGCAGAAUAAUAAUAAACUAAUAACUUGUUUAGACUUCAGAGGAAGGAGAACAAGGCUUCACCUUUAAAGAUGCUGUGCGCCUUUUCCGUCUGAAUUUUGUAAAGUAAGAAACAAGAGGAGGCUUUUGCUUACAAACUCUUCACGUUAGCGGCAAGACAUUGGAGACAGUUUGUAUGAUGGCUGGGUGUUGUAUCUCUGCGGAGGACAAGGAGAACCAGAGGAUCAACGAGGAGAUCGAGAAGCAGCUGCGGAGAGACAAGAAGGAUUCCCGCAGGGAGCUGAAGCUGCUGCUGUUAGGUACUGGAGAGAGCGGAAAGAGUACCUUCAUCAAACAGAUGAGGAUCAUCCACGGAGGAGGAUACACAGAUGAGGACAAGAGGAGCUACGCCAAACUGGUCUACCAGAACAUCUACACAUCCAUGCAGGCCAUGGUCCGAGCCAUGGAGGCACUUGAAAUAGCCUUUGAAGAACCCAACAACCAGAGCAAUGCAAGCUCCGUCCUGGAGGUGGAGGUGGAUAAGGUGGAGGAGAUGGAUCAAAGCCUGGCAGCAGCAGUGGGGAGUCUGUGGAACGACAAAGGGAUACAGGAGUGCUAUGAGCGACGCAGAGAGUACCAGCUGUCGGAUUCCACCAAAUACUAUCUUACUGACCUGGAACGAAUUGCACAACCAUCUUACAUACCUGACCUGCAGGACAUCCUCAGAGUCCGAGUGCCGACCACGGGUAUCAUCGAAUACCCGUUUGACAUGGAGAACGUCAUCUUCAGGAUGGUGGAUGUGGGGGGUCAGAGGUCAGAGAGGAGGAAGUGGAUCCACUGCUUCGAGAACGUCACCUCCAUCAUCUUCCUGGUGGCGCUCAGCGAGUACGACCAGGUCCUGGCCGAGUGUGACAACGAGAACCGUAUGGAGGAGAGCAAAGCCCUGUUCAAAACCAUCAUAACUUACCCGUGGUUCCAGCGCUCCUCCGUCAUACUUUUCCUCAACAAGACCGACAUCCUCAAGGAGAAGAUUGUGCACUCUCAUUUAUCCAGUUACUUCCCAGAGUUCACUGGACCUCAGCAGGAUCCCACAGCAGCUCAAGAAUUCAUCCUGAAAAUGUACCAAGAACAAAACCCGGACAAAGACAAGACGCUGUACCCUCACUUCACCUGCGCCACGGACACAGAAAACAUCCGCUUCGUCUUCGUGGCCGUCAAAGACACCAUCCUCAGACACAACCUGAAGGAGUUCAACCUGGUGUGAAGAGGGAGCAACAUAGAACAAUUAGAUUUUUACUCAGUUCUUUAUUCUUGUAGCAGUUAACAGAUUAUUUAGCUCAGUGGUUGAACAUUUUAAUAUUCUGUGCUGUAAAAAAUCUGGUUGAAGACAAAAUGUGCCUGUUACUAAACUGCUGUCUGUGAAUGGUUUGUUAUUAGUUUCCAUUUCAGCCUAUGUAGAUGCAAGAAGAGGAGGCUUUGAAAUAUAGACUGGAGUAUGAAACGUUUUAUUAUUAUUAUUAGCUACUUCGUGGGCUACUCAUUAAAUAACUUUUUAGAAACACACAUUAUCUUGCGUAUCACACGGCUAAUUAUUUGGGAUAACAAACAUUUGAAACUAAUUAUUUCUUCAGCUUCUGUAUCCAGUGUCCAUAGCAACGGUUAUCUACCCAACUCUGUAGCCUUCAUAAAGUGCGCUAAAGUAGCUUUCGUUGCUCACAUUAAACGGAACUUUUCCACUCAUAGUGAAGUGAGACGAGGGGAACAGGUCAUGAAUCAGCUCUACUAGCUGUAUGACUUUUUCUGCAUUGUCAUGCCUGUGUCAUUUGGCAUUUUAUUUUCCCUUUACCAGUCUUCAAACAUAGUUAUAUCUGUGACGGAGGAUUAGGGCCACGUUAAAAAAAAUAAAGAAAUUUACGACUUUAAUCUCGUAAAUUUACGACUUUAAUCUCGUAAAUGUACAACUUUAAUCUCGAAAUUUAAAAACAUAAACCAACAUAUUUUUUUUACGUGGCCUAAUCCUCCUUCGUAUUGUAUCCCAUAGCAAGUUCCAUGGCGUGUUUAUUUGCUACUUUUAGUUUUUUAGAUUUCUCUGUCGGAGCUCAUAGUUUGCAUUGUUGAACCCCUUUCCUGUGUUGUUAUCCUCUCCUUUCUCUUUUCUCACACUGUAAAAAAAAAAAAA